GAAGGACGACAGCUGUCAGUCUGCUGCACAAUAUCCCUGCUGCUUAUGGAUAACUGUGAGGGGCACACAUUUCUUCUGCUUUGGAAAGUUCUCUUCACAGGAUUUGUCUGUCCAAACCUCCAUUUUUGACAUGAACGUCCAAGAAAAGCUGUCCUGGUGGAUAGACGCCACACUCAGCUGUUAAAUCUGAUCAUGAAGGAGUUAUAAAAACCAUCAGUGACAUGUUAAUAUCAGCAACAUUUUGGCAGCUCAAUACUUUUUUUCUUCUUUGGAGGGACACCAGUCUCCCUUGAGUGACCAGGAUUCAUGUGAGCCAUGGGAGAUGGAGCCUCAAACCAGCCACACCACCUGGUUCAAACUGUGAAAAACAUCUGAAUGCUCCAAUAAGACUGAAACUGUCGAGCCGGUGGUGCAGAGGUGGAUGUUUCUGAGUUGUGAGUGUGACAGACAAGCGCAGCCUUGGAUCCGCAGUGGAACCACAGCCCGACCGGGUACCCGGCCUUCGGGCCGGAGAUGCUCCAAACCAGCAAUUACUCCCUGGUUUUAUUUAUUCAACUUAGCUUGCUCUCUUUUGACCUUUUCGUCAACUCCUUCAGCGAACUGCUGAGGAACGAGCCGGCAGUCCAGUUGGUGCUUUUCAUCAUCCAAGACAUUUCCAUCUUGUUCAACAUGAUCAUCAUCCUGCUGAUGCUCUUCAACACUUACGUCUUCCAGGUUGGCCUGGUUGCCAUUCUACUGGAGCGUUUCAGAGCCCUAAUAAUGCUCUCUGCUCUUUACCUGACCUUCAGCAUUAUACUCCAUUCUUGGCUUAUGAAUCUGCGAUGGCUCAACACAAACCUAUUUAUAUGGACGGACGGUCUUCAGGUUCUGUUUGUGCUGCAAAGAUCUGCCUCUGUGUUGUACUACUACCUGUACAAGAGAACCUCUGAGUAUCUGGGUGAUCCUCGUCUCUAUGAAGACUCCUUGUGGCUCAGAGAAGCCUUUGCCCGGAUCAGGCAAUGAACUUAUUGCAGAAAAAUUAUAUAUAUUUU
Messenger RNA from Oryzias melastigma (Indian medaka), 1031 nucleotides. Its product is annotated as transmembrane protein 138. Gene Ontology annotation, cellular component: cilium. The transcript is spliced from 5 exons. The record is from RefSeq and is a predicted model, not a curated record. Bases 514 to 1002 code for a protein of 162 amino acids. Lineage: Eukaryota; Metazoa; Chordata; Actinopteri; Beloniformes; Adrianichthyidae.